Diachasmimorpha longicaudata is the source of this 5950-nucleotide messenger RNA. RefSeq lists its product as uncharacterized. The transcript is spliced from 8 exons. Gene Ontology annotation, biological process: microtubule-based movement. NCBI's taxonomy places the organism in Eukaryota, Metazoa, Arthropoda, Insecta, Hymenoptera, Braconidae. Bases 372 to 5834 code for a protein of 1820 amino acids. Gene Ontology annotation, molecular function: plus-end-directed microtubule motor activity; ATP binding; microtubule binding. Gene Ontology annotation, cellular component: kinesin complex; microtubule. The record is from RefSeq and is a predicted model, not a curated record.
ACCCGGUGAACGUAGCUCGAAAUUCUCUAUACAUUCGAUAUUUCUCACUUUGUCGAGUGCAAGAGAGAUGCAAAAAAAAAUAAAAACAUUUUUUUUUCAACACACUUCAUUUCGUAUAUUUUGUUUGAGUUUUCUGUUAUAGAUUUUUUUUUAUUCCAACGUUUCGUUUGGGUGGAGAAAACUCUUUUUACCUGUUAUCUCGAUUGUUUUUAUUUGUUUGACUGCAGUUUGUACACCCGUGAUUGGUAAAAUUGUCAGUAAAAUGCACGAGGAUAAAAUGAAAACAAUGGGAUAGCGGUGGGAGUACUGUUGUUGUUUUUCUUUUUAAUUUUUUGGCGUGGAGUAACUGAAAAUAUCUGCAGGGCAAUUAAAUGGCGAAUAUUAAAGUGGCGGUGAGAGUCAGACCAAUUUCCCAGAGAGAAAUAAACGUUACGGGGUCGGAUGUUGUUAUUCACACGGGUUCACGCGAGAUAUCCCUGACGAAUUUAAAGGUGUCAUCUAGCAAAGCUGGUGACAGUCGUGAACGCACGAGGAGAUAUACCUUCGAUUACUGCUUCGAUUCGUCAGAUCCAGUGGCGGAAAAUUAUGCAAGUCAAGAGAGGAUUUAUUCGACACUCGGUGAAUCAGUGCUUGAGACUAUUUUUAGGGGUUAUAAUUCUUGUCUCGUUGCUUAUGGACAAAGUGCAUCGGGAAAGACGUACACGAUGAUGGGAACCAAGGAUGAUCCGGGGCUGAUACCGAGAAUCUGUAAUGGGAUUUUUGCGCGUGUUGCUGGACGUAAUGAGAUGAGCCAGGAGUCUUUCAGAAUUUCCGUGAGCUAUCUUGAAGUGUAUAACGAGAGAGUGAGGGAUCUCCUCAAGCCGCCGACAAGCUCAAACGGUCUCAGAGUACGCGAGCAUCCUCGAUUGGGUCCUUAUGUACAAGGAUUAACCCAGCAUCAAGUUGAAACCCUGAGUUCGUUGAUGUCUCGUGUGGAGGAGGGUACGAAAGCCCGCAAAACAGCCUCGACCCUGCAGAAUCCCACCAGUAGUAGGAGUCACGCUCUUCUAACACUUACCCUCGAGCCAUUCACCAGUACUGGAAUAGCCAGUGCAUCCAUACAAACGUCGGAAUCGUCGACGUCCAGGAACGUGCGACGACAGGACUUCAGUCACGGUUGCAAGUUACACUUGGUCGAUCUGGCGGGCAGUGAGAAUGCGGCUGCAUGCGCUGGAAUUAAUCGUCUCAAAGAAGGUGCAAACAUAAAUAAGAGCCUAGUUGCACUGGGUAAUGUGAUCUCAGCUCUUGCGGAAAGAGGUAAUAGUGGAAAUAAUCCAGGAAGAAGAUUUAUACCUUACAGAGACUCAGCACUAACGUGGCUCCUGAAAGACUCACUCGGUGGCAAUGCAACCACCAUUAUGCUGGCAACGAUAUCGCCAGCAAGCGGAAGCUUCAACGAGACGUCUCACACACUGCGGUUUGCCCAGAGGGCACAGAGUGUUAUUAACAGGCCAGUGAUAAAUGAAGAUCCAGUUGCUAAGAUAAUACGGGAGCUACGAGCAGAGGUUGCGAGAUUAAAAUCAUUGCUUUUGGAGAAGAACAUCGAGCCACAUACGGAAUUGAAGCAUCCGCCAUGCCCCUGUCAACAUAACCAGGAUCGUCAGGACUUCGAGACCAGAUGCGUAUCAACGUCGACGUCGAAUUCACCAACGCCCGAUUCAGUAUCAUCCAACGUCAGUCUGACGAGGCGACACAGUACGAGCGAUUCCAUCACCCCUAAAUCAGAUACGAAUACUCCACCAAAGUGUUUUGGUUCACUCGAAAUAAUCGAAAAUAUCGAUGAUACUUCGUACAAUUUACCACUGACAAAUUACAAUUGCGCGAGAAUAUCACAAUUGAUUGAAGAGGAAGUCAAUGAACCGGUUUUUGUCGAUAUACCAACGUUGGUGGCUGUACUCAUCAAACCAGACGACAUUGUACAAUCCAAUUCCCAUCAAAUCGAGGAGAUUUCCAGUGACGUUGUACCGGAAGAUUCAAUUGAAAAUGAUUUCGCUGGUUGUGUUUCGCCCAAGGCGAUCAAAAAUUUGGACACCGAGAAGAUUGAAACAGUGAAUCAUAAAAUCGAGACAAACGAAGUUGACUAUGUACCGAGUUUUCACAUUAUCGAUAGCAGUCCAAAGUGUCAGACCAGUCACAAGGCAAAACUACGUAAACAGCAGUCAACUGAUUCUAAUCUCCACGGAAUUACACCAGCGUUAGUGGUUUCCAAGAGAUACGGAUCAACGGAGACACUGGGUAAGAGGUCGCAACCACCUGCGGUAGUUCAAAAGUCCCAAAUACUCUCGACAAGCGUUGAAAAACGUGUGAACUCGGAUAAACCGAAGAAGCUGAACAACAUCAGGGAAAUAGACGACAAAUCGGAUCAAUUGAAACGUGAUUUUUCCACCAAGCACAGACCAACUCUAACUCGAAAAUCCAGCAUUGAUGUUCUGAAAAGACGAACAAGUAAGGACAGCAGUUCCAGCAGUUCCAAGGAGGAAGUUAACACAAAGGAGCGUAGGAGUAGUUUCCUCGAUUCUGAGCAAUCAAAGCCCCAUACGAUAAUCCAACGUACCAGAAGAGCUGACAUAGUUGCUGCUGUUACAGAGAGGCUCUAUUCGAGCAGAAAGACGAGUGAGGACAGCAACACGGCGUCUACACCGGCCUCGGACAUACGUUCCCCCGAGAAUUCGGAGGUGAAAUUGGCUAGUGCAACGAGAAUGCGUCUACAAGAAAUAUCCCGAAAAAUGUUGGCCAAAAGACGACGCAUAUGUGUUGACACGCAAACCGAUUCGGCCUCAACUCUCCGCCUCAAGGACAAAGCCAUCAACGUCAGAGAGCCAAAGGUCCUUCGUAAGGAUGCGUCUGUGCUCACCGAUCGUCAUGAGAAUUACGAUUUACUCGAGCCCAGCGAUAAAGUCGUUCGUCGUGUCAAAGAGACGUCCACAUCAACGGCAGAUGCACCACAUCUACCGCCCAUUUACUUCAAGGACUCAGCUAACAUCACAGACCACUGCAGCAAUCAUUGGGACACAAUGGAGUUGUGCCAGCACGAUUCUGGAAUACUUUAUGAUGAUGCUCAUUUCGAUGGAGCGGUACAGAUGACCGAGAGUUCUAUGAAUACGAAUUUGCCAAUUGAACCGCCAUCCAGUGGGGUACAAACCUCCGAAGAAGACACAAGAACUUGUUGCAAUGGUGCGCGUCAUCCAGCGCACCCUUGCCAAAAGAAUAAUAAACCGUGUUGUCCACCUAAAAUAAUUAUUCCAAGAGGAGGGGACCAUGAAUCCAUUGCCCACGAUCACAAUCACGAUGGACAUGCCCACGAUCAUCCACCUGAUCACAGCGACGAUCACGAGCAUCAUCAUCAUGACGAAAGUGUUCAUGACCACCAGCCACACGAUCACGAGGACGAUCAUCAAACAGGUCAUGCCCAUGGUCAUGACCACCACGAUCAUCACACUCAUCAUCAAGUGAUAAAGCCCUGCUGUCCCCCAGAGGUUCAUUCACCUCACAAGCACAGCCCAGACGACUGUGACAAGAGUGUAAUCUCAAUAAAUCUUCCUGACAUGAUAAACAUCACGAUACAAUCGCCCGUCGUAUUGGAGUCAAAGGUCAAAGUAUUUGACGGUAAGGAUUUGCGUCAAAGUGAUACAAAACGUGACACAGAAACUCAGACAGAUAAAAAAAAUGCACUUGAGAUUGGUACACUUACUGAUGAAAGUGUAAAUCGUCCGAGAACGAGGGACUCGUCAACGACGACGAUAACGAGACCGAGUAGCAGUCAAACUGACGGACGUACAUUUAGGAUAGAAAAUAUAUUUCAUGAUCCACGAGGCAAUGGGUCAACAUCGAUCGACGUACAUCCGGGUAUUUCCUCAAAUUGUUAUCAACCCAACAAUUCCAUUCUCUUCACCAAUUCCAUUGGUACAUCAUUCACUGCUGGAAGCCGAGAUAAUGAAAAAUUUUAUGACUCCGGACAGUUGAGUCCAGUGACCAGACGACGGAAAUCCUUCGCCAACGAGUGGUUCAACAAAGCGAGCUCUACGUGGCCAACAUCGUCAAGAUGGCGGUGUCAAAGUCCCCCGAGUAUUUCACCCCAUAAUUACAACAGUCCGAGUACAUCCAUCGACACUUACCCAUUAUCAUCUAAUUAUUUUUACAAUCAUGAUUCACCUUCUAAUUCGUCAUCAUCGCGGAAGGUAUCGUGGCGAGAGAAUUACAGGAUUAAUAUGUCGAAUACUCCCGGUGAACAAAGGACUGUAACUAAACCAGUGGAGACAAAGGUCACAGAUAAAUUGCCAACGCUGAUGUGCCCCAGCGCAGGCGUCACAAAUGAGGGUCUGAGGUCGUCCUCCUUCAUCGGGAUGAUAGAUCGUAAGGGAGUUUACGAGCAAGAAACUAACUUUUCGGAUGACAGCCUAGACCCUAAGGACGAGAGAGUGAGACGGUUCGCUGGUGAUGUAAAAAGCGAUUUUAUCGUGAAAAAUAAGAUUGAAGAUAGUGUGAAUGAUAAUCCAUGUCCUCCGGAUGUUGUUGCACAUACAAAAAGAGAUUGUUGUGAUUCAUUGUUGUGCCCGGAGGAUACGGUUGAUUUUGAUGAUACGGAUAUUGAAUUGCCGAGAACGAAAGUUAGUGGGUUAUCAGGGGAUCCAUCAGUUCCUGUACAACAAUUUAAAUCAAUGAUUCUGGGUGUACCACUUGUCCCAUUAUUAUUAAAUAAUGAUCACGAUAAUGACGGUAUUUUGCAACGCAAAUCGCGCGACAAGAAACGCGUGUCAUUCGGUGAUACCGACGUCAUCACUGAGCCGAUGACAUCGUCAUUGCGUGAUUAUAAAUUUGCUGGGUCAUUGAGAUCGAUAAUGAAGCUGAAUAAUUCCGAAUCAAUGGAUGAGAAAAUCAGCUGGACAGGGCCAAUUGAAUCAAAUCACUCGACAAGGUUGAAUUUUCGAAGCAGAACUCCUCUGGAUUAUGAUGAGAUAUCGCAAAAAUCUGGUAACAUCAUUGAAGAAUAUUUGGACGAGGCGCUGGUAUUCAUGCGAAAUAUAAAUUCAAUCAACAAGUGCACCAGCGGUGGUGAUGGAACGAAUGAAAAGCCCCUGGUGAGACAUCGGAGGCAGACACUCGAGGCAAGUGCGUGCAGUCCUUACGAAAAAUGCUUGAGGAGUAUGGAGAGACUUGAGCAGUGUCUCAGCAGAGUCAAGUGUCAUGAGGAUGGGCUUCAGGGGGUUCACGAUGGUAGAAGGCGAGGAUCUGCUGAGGCUAAACUCGGUUUAGCUGAAAUCAGUCAGGAUCAUCCCCUCUCGGUUAACUCAGUAGACGAUCUCAGUUUUAAGUACAACAAUAACUACAGAGUUGACAGGUACUUUCACAGGUCUGUUGACGACGCUGAUGAGGACAAUGAGAGUGCUAAUUUUGAUUUUAAAACACUGGACAGAUAUCGGAGGAUCAUUGACACCAGUAGAGUUCGAAAUACACCGAAGAAACGAAGUCGUUCGUUGUCAUCGGCGAGAGUGAGUGAUUGUGAAUUAGACAAUGGUAUUUAUCCAAAGUUGAUGGGUGAGAUUGAUGAGGAUGCGCUCAUUGCGAGAGUCAAGAAAUCCCUACCAUCACCUAGAUGUACAAUAUCCAAGUACGAUUCGUCUGAUGAAAGUUCGAGCUCUGACGAAGCGCUCGCUGCAUUUAUGGAGUCUAUCGAUAAGGUUUCACGAUCGAAAGACAAAUUUAAAUAUCCAGCGAGUCCGCGUGUCAAGUUUCUCCAAUUACUCAGCGAGAGACGGAGAAUUGUUGAGAACAGUCGAAGCACUGGCGCAUCUUAAUUAAUGUUAUUAUCGAUAAGUGAGUGUACGAUUGUUUUAUUUUCUCUCUCUACCUUCUACCCCUAGAAUCAAUUGAAUAUUCAAUAUUGAUAGAGGUCUGGGUACUAGUUUUUAUA